This is a messenger RNA of Leptomonas pyrrhocoris, 1047 nucleotides long. RefSeq names its product putative mitochondrial RNA binding complex 1 subunit. The coding region runs from base 25 to 1047 and encodes 340 amino acids. The transcript has a single exon. Gene Ontology annotation, molecular function: protein binding. Lineage: Eukaryota; Euglenozoa; Kinetoplastea; Trypanosomatida; Trypanosomatidae. The record is from RefSeq and is a predicted model, not a curated record.
GAGUCUACUGUUUGAUAGUAGCAGAUGCUGCGGUGCACCGCCAUUGCCCUUAAAAAGGGCUGGACGCACAACCCGGGCCGCACACGGCGCGGUGGCAAGAACCUAGCCUGGCGCCCUAAGAUGUCCGAAAGGACGCUGAAUCAGUUUGUGCCGCUGGCCCUUGUCCAUCCUCGACGACACCCAAACAGCUGGCAGGAGCGCCAGUUUAACGCUCUCGGGUACACGAAGUGGCCCAAGGCGAUCGGCUUUUACAACGGGGGCGACAACUUCGAGCUGACUCCGGAGGCGGCGUGGCGGCUGUACGGGCACGCCCGCGACGAAGCGUACUGGAGCAAGCUGCACUCCGAGACGACGAUUGUGCUGCUGCUGCCGCUGGUGGAGAAGGCACCGAAGGAGAACAUGGAGCGCGUAAUGGAUGUGUAUCGGCACUACCUGAAGCGCUUCGGGGCAGACCACUACAUCUACAAUGCUGUCAUGCAAGCCGCUGCGUUCGCGAAGGACUUCGAGCAGGCUGAGCGCCUCUUUAAGGAGAUGGAGCUGCUGGGCCUGGAGCCGAACUGCCAGAGCUACGUCAACAUGAUGCUCGCAUCAAAGCUGGCCGGGCUGCCGCUGGAAAAGGCGGAAGCAUACUUCCAGCGCGCGGUGAAGGCAGGGGCGAUGCGGUCGGUCAUGCGCGUUGACACUGAGUUCAAAAUGUGGAUGGACCAGCUGGGCCGCCUCGGCUCCUUCACGGCCGCGACGGGCUACCUCUCCGUAAACGAGGAGGGCGCCAAGCCGAUGCCGCGCGACAUGUGGGCCCUCUGGGGCUGGCACCGCAGCGAGAGCAAAUUCGUUAGCCGCGACGAUCUCAUCAUGGAGCAGGUACGCGCCCGUGUGCACGGCGGGAGGGAGUUGGUGGGAACGGUGUACACCAAGACGCGUCGUCAGCCGUGGGCAAAGUUCAAUGGAAUGCUGCCCCACGAUUACAACGGCCCGGUCUACCGCAGGCCGACGGAGUUCAACGAUGCUCCCGCUUACACCGCUGAAAAGACGGAGAAGGCGUUUUAG